GAUAUCAACAAACACAACUUUAAUUUCAAGAGUUGGUAUGGGCAACAAACUAGCAACUUCCUUAACCAAUCUAAACAAAAAGCCUAAGACUUCAAACCUCACUUCCUUUCAGAUCAAGCAACAACAGGAAGAAGACGAUCAGGAUGAUGAAGAAAUUUACUUGACUCCUAAAUCACACCACACUCAGCUCGCGGAUGAAUACGAUGAUUAUGAUGAUGUAACAGUUCUUGAAACUGGGCAGUCUUCAAAUUCUGAAACCGAUGACACUCAGACUCCAUCUUUUGUUUGCGAAAUCUGUGUUGACUCAAAACCUCUGCAUGAUUCCUUCAACGUUAAGGGUUGUUCUCAUUUUUACUGUACUCUAUGCACGAUCAAAUACAUAGCUUCUAAGCUUGACGACAACGUUACAUAUAUUACUUGUCCAGUUUCAAACUGUGAAGGCCUGCUUGAGUUUGAGUACUGCCGUUUGAUCCUCCCGUAUAAUGUUUUUGUGAGAUGGGGUGAUGCCCUUUGUGAGUCUGCGAUUGUUGAUCGCAAGAAAUUCUACUGUCCUUAUAGAGAUUGCUCGGCAAUGUUGAUUAAUGAAGAAGGAGAGAGGAUUAAGCAAUCACAGUGUCCUUUUUGUCAGAGAUUGUUUUGUGUCAAGUGCAAGGUUCCUUGGCAUACAGAGUUUGGUUGUUCUGAGUUUCAGAAAUUGCAGAAGCGUGGGGAGAAAGCUGUGCUCACUGAUCUAGCCAAGAAGAAGAAGUGGAGAAGGUGCCCUAAUUGCAAAUUCUUUGUGGAAAAAUCAUCUGGCUGCUAUUAUAUCAAGUGCAGGUGUGGAUAUGCAUUCUGUUACAACUGUGGAGCUCAGUCAAGUUCUACUUCCCAUCAGUGCUCUAAAUGUAAGCAUUAAGACUACUUCAAAAAGAUACAGAGAUUCCCUCCUAGUUGUUGAGAAAUACAUGGCAGAUUUCAACUAAUGUGAACAGAAAGAGUAAUUACCUCAGUUGAUAUAGACAAAUUAAAAUAGCAUUAAGAUAUAGCUUAAAAAAGGAGUAUAAAUUUCUUUUCAUCGUGGCCUUUGUAGAUUCUUCUCUUCACCUUUGUUACCUUGAAUUAGCUUUUAUAUUGGCUAUAUUCAUAUUAUGCAUGAUUUAUGAAUUAUGGGCGAUAGUUGAAACAAUUGGCAAGCAGUUGAGAAGGAAGAAACAGAAUUGGCACAUUCUUUUUUGACAAGAAAAUUUACCAUAUUGGGGCGAUGAGGAGGAAACAUUAGAGAUGUUGUGUGUAACAAGUAUAGAUGAAAAUGAAGACCAUAAAAAUGUGAUACAAAU
Molecule: messenger RNA, 1316 nt
Organism: Pistacia vera
Lineage: Eukaryota; Viridiplantae; Streptophyta; Magnoliopsida; Sapindales; Anacardiaceae
Product: E3 ubiquitin-protein ligase RNF144A-like
Exons: 2
Coding region: 38-895 (285 amino acids)
Biological process (GO): positive regulation of proteasomal ubiquitin-dependent protein catabolic process; ubiquitin-dependent protein catabolic process; protein polyubiquitination
Cellular component (GO): cytoplasm; ubiquitin ligase complex
Molecular function (GO): ubiquitin protein ligase activity; ubiquitin conjugating enzyme binding; zinc ion binding
Source: RefSeq, a predicted model, not a curated record